Aspergillus udagawae is the source of this 372-nucleotide messenger RNA. Its product is annotated as membrane magnesium transporter family protein. The record is from RefSeq and is a predicted model, not a curated record. The transcript is spliced from 3 exons. Lineage: Eukaryota; Fungi; Ascomycota; Eurotiomycetes; Eurotiales; Aspergillaceae. Gene Ontology annotation, cellular component: EMC complex. Gene Ontology annotation, biological process: protein folding in endoplasmic reticulum. The coding region runs from base 1 to 372 and encodes 123 amino acids.
AUGGGCUUCAUAUCGCGAAUAAUCACACUCUUUGGGCUCGUUCUGCUCGCACAUGCAGGCUACUCCGCCCACGAACACACAGUCCUAUACAGUAAUGUGCGCCUUUCCUCAGCCUCCACCGCGCUUCCCCUUGAUAUCGUCAUUGAGGCCUUGGUGUCACUCGUCAUCGUCUCCGCGGGCCUCGUACUAGGCACAGAGAAACUCAAGCCGAUUAGCUGGAGCGAAUGGGCUGGGGAGAUUGAGAGGGAAGGAGGCGCCAGGAAUCCUUACCUUCGGCUGGAGGAGCGAUACAGUUUCUGGGAUAUUAGGGCGAAGAGGAAGGAAUUCGCUGAAUGGGUUCGGGGGAAUGAUGCCUUGCAGGAAGCCAAAUGA